AUGGCAAUGAGAAAACGAAGUGGUUCUGGCUCUAAACGCCAGCAUAAAGGUAAAUUAAUUCCUAUUUAUGAAAGUUUAUUCAAAGGAGAAGAUUUAACGUCAGGACAUCCUAAUUUUUGGAAUGAAGUGUUUCUAAUUAAACCGAUAGUACCUCACAUAGAAAAUGAAAUUUUAAAAAUGUCAGCCGAGCAAUUAUCAACAUGUAAAAACAAUUUAAACGCAUUAGUAUGUCAUUCAAUCGACACACUAAUAGACGAGCACCCAUUCCGCGUGGUGUAUGCUCUGCAAACCUUAGCCGCAGUGAUCCAAUCAAUCUACAAAAAAGCUAGUCAAAACGAGUGUGAUUUCAAUUUAGUAGACGUCUUAAUUGGGUUAAAGGACGCUGAGGAGCGUAUGACAACGUUAAUGCAGCACUGCAACACCUUUUUACUAGGAGAAUACCCCGACAGCUUAAAAGCGCUUUGCCUUAAACUCUUAUUAAUAAUAGUAACUGGAACGGACAAUCUCAGCCAGAAUAGUUUGCUGGAGUACGUGAUGGUAAACGGAGUAUUUGAAUCCUUAAUUCAAUUAUUACGAGAAACAACUUUGAGAAAUCGUCACGGGCACGAUGCAGUGUUGCUUUUAACUCUGCUAGUAAAUUACAGAAAAUACGAAAGUACUAACUCGUAUAUUGUUAAAUUAUCAAUUCUCGACGACGAGUUAGCAUUGAAUGGAUACAGCCAAGUGAUCUCCGGAUCUUUGAUGGAAUUUUGUAGAUUAUUUGUCCAGCAAAAAGCGGAAGUACAAGCCAGCUGGCUGUCAUCAUUGACGAGUAUGGUCGGUAGCAUGUUUGUCGGCGAAGAAGAAGCCAAGACUCAGCAAGUUCGCGCGAACAACGCGCUGCUGCUGGCUCUUUAUGAAGCGACACAUCUUAACAGAAAUUUUGUGACAACUUUAGCAUUCACCAAAAGUGACACCAGCGCUCCGCCUUCGCCUAACAACACCCUGGGACCUAACGCGGUCGCUCCUGGGUCCCAACCGCCUGAUGUGAUAGCCCAGCCAUUUAAUUUACUCGCUAUAUUUUUACAAUACUGCUCAAUAGUCAUGCAAGCAAUUAAAACCGAGGCUAUUUUAAAUAAUGUUAAGUUAUGCUUUCUUAUACUAAGUUGCAUCGCUGAGGAUCAGUAUGCUAAUAAUCUGAUGCAUGAUGCCAAUCUGGCAUUCAGAGUCCAGCUUCAUCGGAUGCCGAUGUAUCAUAGGAAAAUUCAGGACAAAGUUGCACCCACUCAACCACUUGCUGCUACUCUUUUGGAUCUUCUGGUUGAAUUCAUUACGUCGCAUAUGAUGAAAAAAUUCCCUCUUGAACUGUAUCAUCAGUGCAUAGGGGUGCUGCAGAGAUUGCUGUGCUACCAAAAGAGAUGCGGAGUAAGACUUGGGUACCAGUGGAAAGAGCUUUGGACCGCGCUGUUUAAUCUUCUUAAAUUUUUAACGACCCACGAAGCGCAUCUUGUUAAAAAAAUGAAUAUUUUCCCUUUAGCUAUACAGAUUGUCAAUAUUUUAAAUCUUUUUAUUACUUAUGGUGAUACUUUUUUGUCACUACCGAGUAGCUAUGAUGAAUUGUUUUAUGAAAUUAUAAGAAUGAGACUUAUUUUUACAAAUUUAAAUGCUAUGGCUUGGUUAGCGAGCGAAAGUUUAUCAACACCAACUGAGCAACAAAUUCUUGCUAUCAUCAUACAAAAUUACGACACACUUGCUUUGAAAUUACAAGAUAAUCUAGAUCAAUAUGAAAGAUACUCGGAAAAACCAAACCACACGACAUUCUUUGAAGAAAUGGUAACUGGAAUUAUUAUUGACACACGAGCUUCAAUAAAUUUAAAUGCACUAGACACACAAGCAAUUCUUCAAGAACUAUCAAAUAUAUCAUAA
This is a messenger RNA of Cotesia congregata, 1905 nucleotides long. The record is from the annotation of a GenBank genome assembly. Lineage: Eukaryota; Metazoa; Arthropoda; Insecta; Hymenoptera; Braconidae.